This is a messenger RNA of Lates calcarifer (barramundi perch), 2225 nucleotides long. Its product is annotated as RNA-binding protein, mRNA-processing factor 2a. Gene Ontology annotation, molecular function: protein homodimerization activity; mRNA binding. NCBI's taxonomy places the organism in Eukaryota, Metazoa, Chordata, Actinopteri, Centropomidae. The coding region runs from base 263 to 1126 and encodes 287 amino acids. The record is from RefSeq and is a predicted model, not a curated record. Gene Ontology annotation, biological process: negative regulation of smooth muscle cell differentiation. The transcript is spliced from 8 exons.
CAGGACGAGAGAGAGAGAGAGAGAGAGAGAGAGAGAGAGAGAGAGAGAGAGAGACGCUCCAAUGAGAAAAGUUUACUUGUUCUUCCUCCGCACAAUCCCCACAGCUGAGGGCAUUGAUGUGAGCGCAGAGGCUUUCUGUUUUUUACGCGCACUUCUUUCCCCCCAUCUUUCACCCUCACACACGGAGCACAAAAUCCACCUUCUCACCUUUAGUUUAGCGCGUGUCUGAGUUUCUUUUCUUUCCUUUUCCUCCCUUUUAUGAAUGAUUCUCUCUCGCAACACUACUACUACUGCAACUCCUACUACUACUACUAGAAUUUCCUCGGACACCUCGCCGUCCUCCUCGACCGCACGACCUCACCUCGGCACAUCUUCUCUCCUCAAGUUCAAACGCCACCAGGACUUUCACUGCAGCUUCAGACGCACUUGGGGGAAAUAUCACUCGACGAGGAAAAACUUGAUACUUUGUGCAGCAGCGACAGCAGCAGCAGCAGCUGAAGCGACCGUCAACAUGAGUCUCAAAGCCGACGCGGAGCCGAAUAACAACGUCUCCAUCGAAGAGGAGGUACGAACGCUGUUUGUCAGUGGCCUACCAGUAGAUAUCAAACCACGGGAACUUUACCUUCUCUUCAGACCUUUCAAGGGUUAUGAAGGGUCACUGAUUAAGUUAACUUCAAAACAGCCUGUUGGGUUUGUAACCUUUGACAGUCGGUCUGGAGCUGAAGCUGCAAAAAAUGCACUAAAUGGUAUCCGUUUUGACCCCGAAAGUCCCCAGACCCUGCGCUUAGAGUUUGCUAAAGCCAACACGAAGAUGGCAAAGAGUAAGCUGAUGGCCACACCGAACCCCACAAAUAUCCACCCUGCUCUAGGAGCUCACUUCAUUGCACGGGACCCAUAUGAUCUGACAGGGGCAGCACUGAUCCCAGCAUCGCCGGAUGCCUGGACUCCUUACCCCCUGUACACCACGGAGCUGACCCCAGGCCUCCCUCACGCAGCCUUCACUUACCCAGCGGCCGCUGCCGCAGCUGCAGCCCUCCACGCCCAGGUGAGGGACCAACCGAUGCGCUGGUACCCUACUCCCUCUGAGACUUCCCAGCCUGGAUGGAAAUCCCGGCAGUUUUGUUAGAUAUUUAGCCUCUGGAAACCACACCUUUGUCCAGCUGAAGUGAGGUUUGCCAAGCUCUUCAUUAAUUUAAUCAGGUUUAUUUAAUGGACAAAUGUGCAUUAUUAUAAACAAACAGUAUUUAUAUCUCCUCCCGAUUGUCUCUGGGGGGAGUCUGAGUUGAAACCAUCUUGCUGUCGACAAUCUGAACUCAUCCUUGGCAACUAUCGCGGUACCAUCUUAGCACUUCAAAAAAAAAAGAAAAAAAAAAGAAAGAAAACCCUCAUGCAGAGACCCUAGUCAAACUCAAUGGGUUGUAAUUGCUGAGGAAAAUUGAUGCAUCGAAGUUACCGUUGUUAAGCUAGUCCUUCCACGGGUUACCGCUGCUCAUGGGAGGUUUAGAAGAGUCAUUGCAUGUUAAAGUCUUUUUGGCAUGAAUUUAGAACGCAGAGUUCUGUGUAUCCUAAUUUUCUUAGUGUUUGUGUUGCCUCUUUACCUUGGCCUAGACAGCGAAAUGUUUUGUUUUUCCUGUAGAACCUUGGUCUUACCUCUGUGAAAGCUAGGCUGUUGUGUAAAUGGCUUAUCUCGCAUGGACCUUGUGAAUGCAUCCCUACGUUCUAUGACAAUCCCAGUCCUUUAUGAUCAUAUCAAUGUCUGUCAUUAUUUGAGCAAAGGAAAGUACAAAUAUUUUUGUACUUUUUGCGUAAUGUAUAUUUAUGCAUUUUUGUGCAACUAAAUAAUGAACCUGUAUAAGUUGGAUGUUUAGUCGUCUCUUGUGUUUUUGGUGUUAAUUUUUGAUCCUAUAAUCCUGUUGAAGUAGUUUUAAAGAAAAAAGUGCAAUUUGUUUAAAGGGGAAGUGGGUAUCUGUCAAAAAAUGGAAGUAUUCUGAACGUGGCUUGUGCCAUUCUGCUAAAAUGAGAUUGCUGUAAAACGAUCUGUCAGAAUGUGAAACUGGACUACAAACGUAAAAGGGUUGCUUUUUUGGGGGGCCAUUUUGAAAUGGGAAGCAGGAUUAGAGUAACGGAGGAAUUUAGUUUGUGGUUUAGAACAUGUUUGUCUUUGUAUCUGCUGUGCAUAAGAUGUAAAAAAUAUUCCCAUCUUAUGAAUAAAAGAAGUGAAUGCA